AUGCCGAACCGUGUGCGUUUCCUCAAGGAGAUAGCGAAGGAUGUGAUUAGUGCUACAGAAUUGCUCGGCUGCAGCAGGUGGUGUGUUACGCAAUCACCACGGAGAAUGGUGUGGAGGUUUUGCUCUUCAUAUUGGAAGAUGCACAGCGCCUCUAGCGGAGCUAUGGGGGGACUAUUAUGGUUUAUGCGUUGCUUGGGACAGGGGAUACCGAAACUAGAAGUCGAGGUGGAUUCUGAAUUGGUAGUGGGUUUCCUCACGACAGGGAUUGGUGAGUCUCAUCCUCUGUCUUUCCUGGUACAGUUGUGCCAUGGCUUUAUCAAAAGGGACUGGGAGGAUCAACGCCGCCUUGGAGCUAUUGUUAUCCCAAACAAAGAAGCAGCAGAAGGAGCAGCAACAAGUCAAAUAUCACCAGUAGAUCCUCAAGUCAACAGACUUAGCAAGGAGACACUCACGAGUAUGGUCUACGAAGAACUUAGGAAAUGGACAUCAGAAUGUUCGUUCCAAGUCGGUCCGGUUCUCAUCGUGGACGAGCCAUUCACGAUAGACAAUGGUUUCAUGACGCCGACAAUGAAAAUAAGAAGAGACAAGGUGGUUGAUCAAUACAAGGAGGAGAUAGAUAGACUCUACAAGUAG
Microthlaspi erraticum is the source of this 633-nucleotide messenger RNA. The record is from the annotation of a GenBank genome assembly. NCBI's taxonomy places the organism in Eukaryota, Viridiplantae, Streptophyta, Magnoliopsida, Brassicales, Brassicaceae.